UUUGUUUCUAAGGCGGAUCUGAGAGCUGCUGUCACUCACGGCGUCCGUAACGACUGUAAAUAAAACACAAAUACUGACAUUAACACUGAUUUCACUUCGAUUGCCACAAGAUCAAUAUUGAGGCUUCAGCUUCAGCUGCUUUGGAGCGCCAGCCAUGGCGUCUCUGUCCGAGGAGGUGUUGUUGGUGGUGAAGAGGGUCCGUCAGAGAAAGCAGGACGGGACUCUGUACCUGAUGGCCGAGCGGAUCGCCUGGGGUCCAGAAGGGAAGGACCGCUUUUCGGUCAGCCACCUUUAUGCCGACAUCCGCUGUCAAAAGAUCAGUCCUGAUGGAAAGGCGAAGAUCCAGCUCCAGCUGGUUCUGCACACUGGAGAAAGCAGCACCUUUCAUUUCGCCAAUGAGAGCACCGCACUGAAGGACAGAGACGCCAUCAAAGAACUGCUACAGCAGCUCCUGCCCAAGUUCAAGAAGAAAGCCAAUAAAGAGCUGGAGGAGAAGAACAGGAUGUUGCAGGAAGACCCUGUUCUGUUCCAGCUCUAUAAGGACUUAGUGGUGAGUCAGGUGAUCAGCGCUGAGGAGUUCUGGGCCAAUCGGAUGAGCCUGAAUUCUGUGGAGCACUCCCUCGCCAACAACAAACAACAGGAAGUGGGCAUCUCUGCUGCCUUCCUGGCUGACAUCAGACCACAGACAGACGGAUGCAACGGCCUGCGGUACAAUCUGACCUCUGACAUCAUCGAGUCCAUCUUCAGGACUUACCCUACAGUCAAGCAGAAAUACGCUGAGAACGUUCCUCACAACAUGACGGAGAAGGAGUUCUGGACGCGCUUCUUUCAGUCCCAUUACUUCCACAGGGACCGGAUCAGCACGGGCCAGCAGGACAUCUUCUCCGAGUGUGCCAAACAGGACGAGAAGGGUCAGAAAUCUAUGGUGAACCAAGGAGUGAAGAACCCAAUGGUGGAUCUUCUCUCACUCGAGGAUAAGACAUUAGAUGAGGGUUACGGCACAGCUAAAGUUCCCACUUCAUCAAACACCUCAAACAAAUCACUGAGAGAAAACAGCAACUCCGCCAUAAUCAAACGCUUUAACCACCACAGUGCCAUGGUGCUGGCAGCCGGCCUUCGCAGAGCGGAUGCUCCCAGUGAUCAAGCCAGUGAGACCAGCAGCACUGAUGGGAACUCCAGAGAUUCAGAUUUCUUUCAGCCGCCACUCAAAAAGGUGAAAUUACAGGAAGCCAUAGAAUAUGAUGACCUUCAGGGUGAGAGUGUGCGUAAGACCAUCGCUCUGAACCUGAAGAAAUCAGACAGAUAUUCCCACGGCCCGACUCCGCUGCAGUCGCAGCAUUACACCACCAGUCAGGACAUUAUCAACUCCGUCAGCAUUAUCCAGCAGGAGAUGAGGAACUAUAAACCCCGCCUGACGCAGGUGAUGUCCAGCAGUGCAGCGAGCUCCGCCAUCACGGCGCUGUCACCUGGAGGAGUUCUGAUGCUGGGCGGAGGCCAACAGACCAUUAACCAAUUAGUGCCCACUGAUGUUCAGGGCGAGCUGAAGCACUUGUACACGGCCGCUGGAGAGCUGCUCCGACACUUCUGGUCCUGUUUUCCCGUCAGCACUCCUUUCCUGGAGGAGAAGGUGGUGAAGAUGAAAUCUAACCUGGAGAGAUUCCAAUUGACGAAGCUCCGCCCCUUUCAAGAGAAGAUCCAACGGCAGUAUUUGAGCACUAACCUAACGGGCCACCUGGAGGAAAUGCUUCAGGCUGCGUACAACAAGUUCCAAGCCUGGCAAACGCGCCGAAUGAUGAGAAAAACCUGAGGAGACUGUUAGAAAAGGAUGAAAGAUAGAAAAGACUCUGGGUGAAUUUAAAAAAAAGGGAGAGGAACAAAGACAUACUCUCUCAGCUUGGGCCGACUGGGGCCUGAUGGGUGGAUUUUACAGCCAAUCAGAGCUGGAGGUGCUAGUGAGCAUGUCUGCCUGGGGGAGGAGCUUGAAGAGAGCAAAUUGUGUAAUCUUAUUGGUCCACUUGGAGAUGGGCUGCACCAGUCAGAAAUAACUGUAAUUAUGUACUUUUCUCUUUUACUUUGUUCGUUCCGUUCCGUUUUUUUUUUGCCUUUUUUUUCAGUGGAUGAUUUCAUUUCCUAUAAGAUGUGAAAUUUUAACAGAGUUGUAUUUCUACAAUGACCAAACUUGGCUCAAUGAUACCAUGGAAAGAUCUCAGGAACUUAUAACGUUUAAUGCAAAGGACUCGGUUUGAGGGAAAAGCUUUUAAGUCGAGGACUCUUUACAAAUCGGAUAAAUAGUUUGAAUCCUCCCGAGACUUGAGGCUGAUUGGAAAUCAGUCGCUCAAGACAUGCCAAGGGGAGGGGUAUGGCAAUACUGUAAAAAUAAUAGUAAUAAUAAUUUCUAUGUAGUGCAAGUACUGAUCUGUGUGUCACAAACACGUGUACAUGCUCAUCCGCACUGCUUCAUAAUGUGUCUUCUCUCCGUUGUGUAUGUUAUUUCAAAUAAAGUCAAGAUUUAAACAAUUAAA
This is a messenger RNA of Pimephales promelas (fathead minnow), 2522 nucleotides long. RefSeq names its product general transcription factor IIH, polypeptide 1 (gene gtf2h1). NCBI's taxonomy places the organism in Eukaryota, Metazoa, Chordata, Actinopteri, Cypriniformes, Leuciscidae. Gene Ontology annotation, cellular component: transcription factor TFIIH core complex. Gene Ontology annotation, biological process: DNA-templated transcription; nucleotide-excision repair. The record is from RefSeq and is a predicted model, not a curated record.